This is a messenger RNA of Pelobates fuscus (common spadefoot toad), 2987 nucleotides long. RefSeq names its product villin 1 (gene VIL1). The coding region runs from base 174 to 2663 and encodes 829 amino acids. The transcript is spliced from 20 exons. Gene Ontology annotation, cellular component: actin cytoskeleton; lamellipodium; cytoplasm. Gene Ontology annotation, molecular function: phosphatidylinositol-4,5-bisphosphate binding; actin filament binding. Gene Ontology annotation, biological process: actin filament severing; actin polymerization or depolymerization; regulation of lamellipodium morphogenesis. NCBI's taxonomy places the organism in Eukaryota, Metazoa, Chordata, Amphibia, Anura, Pelobatidae. The record is from RefSeq and is a predicted model, not a curated record.
UUAUUCUCUGCUAGUGCGUCUAGGUUUGGAGUUUAGACCGGUUUCACUUCAUCUCGAGUCCGGAGUAUGUGCUUUCUGUGCUGUGCAUCAUAUGAACAUUGUCUGAAAAUACAGGGAUGACUGUGUAGGAGACCUCAGUUUCUGGGGAACAAUAAUCUUUUGGAUUUGCCAAUAUGCCUGAACUCACAGAAAAAGUCACAAAAACUCUGAAUAAGACCACCCCAGGACUGCAAAUAUGGAGGAUCGAGAGCAUGGAUAUGGUUCCUGUACCAGAAAAGUCCUUUGGGAAUUUUUUCGAUGGAGAUUGUUAUGUUCUCCUGAAGACCCAUAAAACUGGAAAUAAUUUCACCUAUGAUAUCCAUUUCUGGGUUGGGAACAAUUCCUCAAUGGACGAGCAAGGAGCGGCCGCCAUUUAUACCAUCCAAAUGGAUGACCACCUUGGGGGUGUAGCCAUCCAACAUCGAGAAGCUCAGGGCUACGAGAGUGACACUUUCAAAGGCUACUUCAAACAGGGUAUUGUUUAUAAGAGUGGUGGAGUUGCUUCUGGAAUGAAACAAGUGGAAACCAACACAUAUAACAUCAAGCGUCUUCUACACGUCAAGGGAACUAAGAAUGUUUUGGCCGGAGAGGUUGCAGUUGAAUGGAGUAGUUUUAAUCGAGGAGACGUUUUUCUCCUGGACCUGGGGAAAGCGAUCGUUCAGUGGAAUGGACCAGAAAGCAACAAAAUGGAAAGACUGAGGGGUAUGAAUCUGGCCAAGGAUAUACGUGACCGUGAACGUGGUGGGCGUGCGCAGGUGUAUGUGGUGGAAGGAGACAACGAGGCAGCUACCCCACAGCUCGUGGAGCUUCUAUACAAAGUGCUGGGAGAGCGGAGGGGAGAAAUCAAGCAAUCCAUUGCAGAUGACGUGGUGGAUAAUAUUGCCAAAACCGCUAUUAAGCUCUAUCAAGUUUCAGAUUCAAGUGGCAAUCUUAUGGUGCAAGAAGUGGCAACCCAACCCUUGACCCAGGAUUUAUUGAACCAAGAUGACUGCUACAUACUAGACCAGUCAGGCAUCAAGAUCUUUGUAUGGAAGGGAAAGAAUGCCUCAAAGGAAGAGAGGCAGCAAGCCAUGACCCGUGCCUUGAAUUUUAUCAGAGCCAAGAACUACCCUGCGUCCACCAACGUCGAGGUACAAAAUGAUGGAGCUGAGUCAGCUGUGUUCAAACAACUCUUUCAGAAAUGGACCACAAAGGAUCAGACUGUAGGACUGGGGAAGACUAGCACUGUUGGUAAAGUGGCCAAAGUAGAACAAGUGAAGUUUGAUGCCAGCAGUAUGCACGCCCAGCCACAGGUAGCUGCACAACAGAAAAUGGUGGACGAUGGAUCCGGUGAAGCAGAAGUCUGGAGAAUAGAGAAUUUGGAGCUGGCUCCUGUAGAAAGGCAAUGGAUUGGACAUUUCUAUGGAGGAGACUGUUACCUGAUUCUUUACAAAUAUCUUGUCAAUAACAAGUAUCACUACAUUAUCUAUGUAUGGCAGGGUCGGCAUGCAAGUCAGGAUGAGAUAGCUGCAUCAGCCUAUCAGGCAGUGGCCCUGGAUCAACAAUAUGGUGGGGAACCAGUCCAGGUCCGAGUACAAAUGGGGAAGGAACCUUCACACCUGAUGGCCAUAUUCAGGGGCAAAAUGGUGGUGUAUGAGGGUGGCACCUCUCGUGUGGAUUCGACAGAGAUCCCUCCUGAAAUCAGGUUGUUCCAUGUAUAUGGAACUAAUGAAUACAACACCAAGGCAUUUGAGGUUCCAGUUCGUGCCUCUGCUCUCAAUUCUAAUGAUGUUUUUGUGCUGAAGACAAAAGGGACAUGCUACCUGUGGUGUGGAAAGGGUUGCAAUGGAGAUGAGCGCGUUAUGGCUAAAUCUGUGGCUGAUAUUAUCUCCAAAGGAGAGAAGGUGGUAGUGGCUGAGGGGCAGGAGCCAGCCGAAUUCUGGCUUGCUCUUGGAGGGAAAAGUCAGUAUGCCACCAUCCUCAAUAAACAGCAAGAACAAGUUGUUGAAAUCGUCCCUCGUUUGUUUGAAUGUUCCAAUAAAACCGGAACAUUCCGAGCAACGGAAGUAACUGAUUUCACCCAAGACGACCUGGCAGAGGAUGAUAUCUUCUUACUGGAUACUUGGGAUCAGGUAUUCUUCUGGGUUGGGAAAGACGCUAACGAUACGGAAAAGAGUGAAGCAGCAAUCACGGCACAAGAGUAUCUGAAGACGCACCCUGGUAGUCGUGACAUUAACACACCCAUCAUUAUAGUGAAACAAGGUUUUGAGCCUCCAACAUUCACAGGCUGGUUCCUUGCUUGGGAUCCCUUUAAGUGGGAGAACAGCAAAUCGUAUGAAACUCUAAAGGCGGAACUGGGAGACAUCAACAACAUUGAAGGGAUCACAUUCGAAUUGAACAAUACUGGAUUAGACUCUUUUACAUCUCAAACAAAAUUUGUGACUCCAGGAUUUCAGACUUUCCCAGCUGAUGCACUCCUCAAUAAAACCACAGAUGAUCUGCCACCUGGUGUGGACCCCAGCAGAAAAGAGGAGUACCUCUCCACCGAGGAUUUUAGUUCUAUUUUUGGGAUGAGCCGCAUGGAUUUCCAGAGUUUGCCAGAAUGGAAGAAGCAAACAAUCAAGAAAGCAAAAGGACUCUUCUGAUCUGUUCUUUCCCCCAUCCUUUUGUUUUAAUACUCCCAAUUUAAGAUAUUUCCCUGAAAAUCCUUUCAAGCCUUACCAGAGCUAUUGCAUCACUCACAGCGAGGAUACAUGUCUGGAGCACAGACUGUGGUAUUCCUUCAUGCCAUUGGCUGGUUAAGCAUGAUGUGAGCUGCUGACCACAGCAGUGGGAGUGCCAGAGGUUUGCUACCUAAUGAAAACUGUGCUUCUUAUCUUUAAACUUUAAAACCAGAGCAUUACUCUGAAGAGAGAAAAAAAAAAAAAAAAAGAAUGAAUACAUCAUUGUUGUAAAAUAAAAAUGUUUCC